AUGACAACAAUGUUCGUCCAACUGCUCCGCGUGGUGUACCUGUUGGUACUUCUGCACUUCUGUACGUGUGUGGCAUAUGCGCAAAAUGCGAAAGAAUCUGCAGAAGACGUAUUAAGCAAGGAAAAAAGAUUAAGGGAGAUUGAAGAUCAUCUUAAUGCCACACGUAAUAACACAUUUAUUAACUUACGAAAAUUUAGGCGUGAAAGGAAAUUAUUCAGUAAGAAUACUGAACUUGCCAAAUUUGCUGCAGAAGAAGCCGAUAAUAUUUGCCAACAGAUUGAAACUGUGAUAAAGAAGAAAAGAACGGCUACUCUGAAUGUAAGCGAUCUCGCUGGGAAUCUAACUGAAGGGUUGCUGAAGAAUGCUACAGAUGCAGUGCAAAAAGUCAAAAAUGCUGUUGGCGAUAUGAGAGGAUCAGCGUCCACGCUAAGGGAGUUGGGCAAUUCUUUUUAUGAGGCGUAUGACAAUUUAAGCAGUUUAAUAUGGGCUCAUAAGCCUGCGUUGGAGAGAUAUUUAAUUGCAAUUAAUGAUACAAAAGAGCAGGAAGUCAACAUGACCAAACAAAAGAUGGUCGCUCGAAAGAGCGAGAGGAAACGGAAAAAGGCAGAGACACUCAAGGAGCGUGCCAUUCACGCCGGUAAACAGUGUUUUCAGUUUGAGAGGGAGGCGAAUUCGCAAGCUGUAAGUGCGGAAAACAAAAUGAGAAAGCUUGAAAAUCUUAUACAUCGGGUCGAAGCUCUCUUUCAAAUAAGUUCUAAAACCACGUCAAAGGUACCAGAGAAUGAUUCGCAAGAAGUAAGAGAGAUUCGAACUCCUGAAGAAGUGACCAAAGCGCCCGAAGUGACCGAAGAACCCGCAGUGACCAACGCCGCCGAAGAACCCAAAGUUCCCGAAGUACGCGACGUGACUGAAGAACCCGAAGUGACCGAAGAAACUAAAGUGACCGAGGUGACCACC
This is a messenger RNA of Trypanosoma theileri, 957 nucleotides long. RefSeq lists its product as uncharacterized. The transcript has a single exon. NCBI's taxonomy places the organism in Eukaryota, Euglenozoa, Kinetoplastea, Trypanosomatida, Trypanosomatidae. The record is from RefSeq and is a predicted model, not a curated record. The annotation marks the transcript as partial.